Molecule: messenger RNA, 1341 nt
Organism: Centruroides sculpturatus (bark scorpion)
Lineage: Eukaryota; Metazoa; Arthropoda; Arachnida; Scorpiones; Buthidae
Product: ATP-dependent DNA helicase PcrA-like
Exons: 2
Biological process (GO): recombinational repair
Cellular component (GO): cytosol; DNA helicase complex
Molecular function (GO): ATP binding; DNA binding; hydrolase activity
Source: RefSeq, a predicted model, not a curated record
AUGAGCAAACAAACUUAUUUAACCCAGUUAAAUUCCCAGCAGCAAGCAGCUGUCUUGCACGUCCAAGGCCCCUUAGCCGUGAUUGCCGGCGCGGGAUCAGGCAAAACUAGAAUGCUGACUUCUAAAAUUGCUUACUUAAUUGUUGACAUUGGGAUUAGUCCGGAACGCGUUCUAGCGGUUACUUUCACCAAUAAAGCCACUAACGAGAUGCGCGAACGUGUCGUGGAGAUGAUUGGUGCUCAAGCCGAAAAAGCGCAAAUUUCCACUUACCACUCGCUGUGCGCCAAAAUCUUGCGGAGCGAAAUUGGUCACUUUGGUUACCCUACCCAUUUCAACAUCAUCGACGGCGCCGACCAAAAGCAGAUUUUAGACACGAUUUACAAACAGCACGGCGCUAGCGCAAAACAGUUUUCCCACGGUUCAAUGCUAGAUUACAUUUCACGCAACAAAGUUUUAAACAUUAGCCCUAGCCAAAAAAUGGCCGAUGCUCGCAAAGACUACGAAAAACUUGAGGCGGCGGUUUACCGCGACUACCAGGCCGAAUUAGAGCGGUACGAAAUUUUAGAAACGCUUGCUUCAAGAGGAAACAUUACCAUCGUGGGCGAUCCAGACCAAACUAUUUACACUUGACGUUGGGCCGACGUUGAUCUAAUCAACAACUUUCAAAAGUACUUCAAGGGCGCCAAAAUCAUUAAACUAGAACAAAACUACCGUUCAACCCAGUUGAUUCUCAACCACGCUAACAAACUAAUCAAGCACAACCGGAUGAGAAUCGAUAAAAAUCUCUAUACCAAUAACGACCAGGGCGAAGGAAUUGAGUUUUUUUCGGCUUUCUCGGAUGAAGCCGAGGCGCGUUGAAUAGUGCAAAAAAUUUACGAACUCAAGAAAAAUAAAACCCAACUGAAAGACAUUGCCAUUAUUUACCGCGCCAAUUACAUAUCCCAAUCGAUUGAAAGGGCCUUGAUCCGCGGCAACGUGAACUACGUUGUUUUCGGAGGGACGCGUUUCUACCAGCGUAAAGAAAUUAAAGAUGCUAUUUCUUACUUAAAAAUUAUCAGCAACGGCGACGAAGUGUCGGUUCUGAGAAUGAUUAACGUGCCGCCGCGUUCGCUCGGUGGUACCACCGUGGCUAAGUUGGUCGAUUUUGCCAAGAAAGUAGGUCAGCCGCUUUUGAAUGCUUUAACCGAUCAUUUUCAAGAGUUACCGAUUCAAAUUAAACAGCGCAACGAGUUGGCCAAUUUUAUCAACUUAAUUAAUAAGUACCGGGUCGCACUCAAAACCAAUCCAAUCGCCAAAGUCUUGCGCGGUUUCUUAAUUGAGAUCAAAUACCUGGAUCUUUGA